AUUGAAUUCGAACGGCAGUUCAGCGCGGCUGCGGUCCAGUAAGAAUUGAAUUCUGUUUUUGCCGUUGUGUAGUGGUAAACAGUUUGUAAUGUAGUGCGUUGUGUGACCAUUGUAGGACGCUACCUUAGCAGCGUUGUUUUGGGUACACUUCGUCUAUUGAUGAACCGGUGUAUAGAGAAGCUCCACAAGUCUGAGGAAACGAUGCGUAUAGGUAGUAAUACCGUGCGUUUACGCUGGUAGUGCUGAGAAUUUACUUCCAAGAGAUUUGGGUACAAGUUAAACAGUUAUAAAGGCAGCGGAAUUUUGCUUACAAUCUGAAACAAGUCAUUAACUAAAUUACUUGGAGCUAUAAAGAUUCAUCAGUCCUUGAGGUAAAACGUGUAGAAAAAAGGUGUGGUUAGUGAUUAAAACUGCAGGCAAGUGACGUACGCGUUUGAAGAAGCGUUUAGCAGCUGGGCUACCUUAAGAUAAAAAUAUCCAGAGAAAAGACAAAAGUGAAACUAGUGCGUGCUUCCCAUUCUAUUCUCUGCUAUCAUCCUUCUCGACGUGCAAUCCGUUUUCUGUGUAGAUGUGUGGGAAUUUGGUACACGUAGUAACUUUUUACCGACAGCAGACCUUAAUACGGGCUCAGGGUUCGGCGUCAGAAAAGUUUUUAGAGUUUCCAUGUAGUAGGUAGUUUAAUCCCAUCAACGAUGCUAUGUAUGCAUGUCUGUACUACAGUGAGUGAAAACAUCGUAACCGUGUGACAGCCAUUUUGAAAUUACGCACGUCGCUCCUUGGAUCGUGCGUGUUGUACUUGUUUUUCAAGUGAUUUUUAAAAAACAAACCCAGAGAGUUCAGGAUUGAGCCGAAGAUUAACAACAAAUGUUUAAAUGGACGCAUCGUCCAUUAUAACCCAAGUUUCGCGGGAUGACGAACUAGGCCAGUUUAAUAACGAGAAAGUUCAAUUACCGAGAGAAAAUGAAGUGGCCAGUGGGCCGAGAAAUGGGAAAAAACCGAGAGGGCGAGGUCUUCUACGAUCGCUACUUUGUUGUUUGGGACGAGGAAGAGGUGGUAGUUCAAAAAGUUCAAAAGCCAGCUCUUUGCAAGGCGAUGGGAGAAUUUCGCCAUCCCUUGGUAGCAGUUCGCCACGAUUUUUACUCCCCCCUGUUCGCCACCAGGACAUGCAUAAAAAGUGCAUGGUGAUUGAUUUGGACGAAACGUUAGUUCAUAGUUCAUUCAAGCCAAUUAAUAAUGCAGAUUUUGUCGUACCGGUCGAAAUAGAUGGUACUGUGCAUCAGGUCUAUGUACUAAAGAGGCCUUACGUCGAUGAAUUUUUACAAAGAAUGGGCGAGCUUUACGAGUGUGUUUUAUUCACUGCCAGCCUAGCCAAGUACGCGGACCCAGUAGCAGACUUAUUGGACCGAUGGGGCGUAUUCAGAGCAAGAUUAUUCAGAGAGUCGUGUGUCUUCCACAGAGGAAAUUACGUUAAGGAUCUGAACAAAUUGGGUCGAGAUCUUCAGCAAAUCAUAAUCGUUGACAAUAGUCCUGCUAGCUACAUUUUCCACCCAGACAAUGCGGUACCAGUGGCAUCGUGGUUUGACGAUAUGACAGAUUCCGAACUUCUAGACCUUAUACCUUUCUUUGAAAAGUUAACCAAGGUGGAUAAUAUCUAUACGGUACUUUGCAACAGCAAUCAUCCCUACAAUCAAGCCCCGCCAACGAGACAAAAUAGCCCUAGCCCAGUUUCUGGUCCCCCAGUUGUGAAUUCCUAGCAACGUCGGACAUCUGGUUCAGCAGCCAGCAGCCUCCCUCAGCACUCCGUAAGAAGGGCUCUUAUCCGUGCCCUCUACAUCGCUCACUUGUUGUGUUACGGACAGCCAACCAUGCCCAGCUAAGUUACAAAAAAACUAGUACACAACUACCAGUGUUUACUAGUCCCUUGUAUGUAAUUGGCUAAAAGCAAAGCGAGUUUAAAAUUUGCUGCUGCAAAUCUCCAGAGCUUGGUCAGAACCUCUACCUUUUUUUAUCGACACAACAAUCAGGGGUUCAAGAAACAAUCUGAGCAUCUCUUCCAGAGUUGCUCGUUCGAUCAUUGUGAAUUGUUGAUUGCAAUGCAUCUGCCUCUCGGUUCUAAACAAUCGCCAAUAAUUCAGAUUUAUGUAUUAUUCGCGCUAGUUCAUUUCUUCCAUCCAUUCAUCUCAAAUUGAAUUACACGAUAUAUGAAUCUGUGGAAGAACCGUUGAGUAAGUCAAACGUAUUCGAUGUGUGAGCAACGAGAGUAACUAUAGAUUGCUCAGAGUUCAAGACAGAUGGAGUUAUGCUUGAACAAAUUUUAAAUUUGUUACCGUAUUCCAUCUCUAAAGCUUAUCGUAACGGGCCCAUUUUCUGGUAGGUAUACCCUAGUUUUUAAUAUACAGAAUGUAAUUGUAUUACAGAUAUCUUCGAACUAUUUCAGUUAGAUCUUCGAAGCCCAAUCCUUAGUGUCGGUAAUAUUUCGAGAGUUAUUGUCUUCUGGUUUCCAGUUGAUUCUGUCUGUAUAAAUUGAACAAGGUACGAAGACAUGCCAAUGGAAUACUACUUAAAUGAGAAUUGAAAAUAAUGAUCAGGUAUUGAUAAGUUUAGGAUAAUAUUCCUGAAAUGCAUAGAGUUUUUCGUGAUCAUCUACGAUCUGUUAUUUGUGAAAAUCUGUUAAUAGACACUAACUUGUUAUUUCUGUUCCUAUUUUUCACUGUAAUUUUUGAUACGCAUAGAAAACCAAGCAGUCCUCCAAAUUGACCGCUCUAUGGAAUCAGGAGAAGAAAAAAGCAAAUUCCAGUACCGAUCGCCCUUACUAUACACAGCAUCUCUUGACGUGAGAAUAUUUUCCAUCUUAUUAUAUUCUAUCUAUUGUUUUGCUUCUUUGCUUUUUGAUCUGAACAGGCAAAUGCUAUUCAAUUGCACAGUUUCCAAUCAAUUAGAUUCUACGUACUAUGAACCCAGUUGAUUAUUCAUCGGAUAUUGUUUCGAGAGAUUCGUAGUUGUAAUCGGUUUCCAGAUUCGAUAUUUAAAUCGAUUUCACAUUAAUUUUCAUGAAGCUAACACUUGUGCUAGACAAUAAUUAAAAUAUCUCUGGAAAUUAUCUCGAUUUGUGUCAGAAUCAAGGGCAAGUCAGUGUUACAGCAUUCUCAAAUAUACGAGCAAGUCAACCGGAGAUUGUUUUAACUGUGCAAUACAAUCUGCAAGUAUACAUUGCUCUUUAAGUACUUUGCAGACUUAUAAUUGCGACGAUUAUCCCACCCCUUUGAUUCAAUCAUCCCUGUCGACGAGGGAUAAAUGUAAAAUAAUAUGCAUUGCUGUGGUUAAGUGAGGUUGCUGAACCGUUUGAUUGUUCAAAUUCGAGGAAGCGGUUCAGUGGGUUUUAAUACAUACGUGAAUGUGAAUGGAAACUUAAACAUCUAUUUUAAAACAGUUACGCAAUACCAGGUUUCAGAUAAAGUUUGUUAUCUUGUGACCUAAUAAUAAGCAGUAUCUGUGUAUAUGUAAAAUCGAGUCCACAAUGGCUUACAAUUAGAAAAGUGCAAAUGUGCCACUAAGUGUGUGUGCGCGUGAGUGAGAAUGUUUUGUAUGAGUCAUCGUAACCCGAAUACGUGAAUAUAGGUAUAAAUAGGAUGAAUAUAAUGAAUUCAAUGCACAGACAGGCUGCACUGGACCAUGCAAGCCUUUGAUAUUUUUUCGUACUGCAAAAGUAAAAGUAUUCUAAAAAUUGUCGUACCCUAUAAUCACUUCGGUAAAUUUGAAGUGGUACUGCAAUUAUGAUAAUUGAAGUAACGAGUUGCACUGAACAGAAUUCACUGAUAACUAAUGAAUAAUUCAUUUCUAAAUUACAAGUUAACGAAGAGGCCUUUCUUUCUCUAUCUUCUAGUGAAAAACUCUUUAUCCAAAAGUUGAAAUUACAGGACAAAUAAAUUACUUUUUACGAAAAAUUUCAAUUGAUUGAUUAUCAACAAAAAUCUCCACAAACUGUCGAUAGAAAUUUGCAAAGAUUGGUUCAUAUUGAUUAUAAAGAAAAAACUUAUUUUCUUUCGAACAAAAUAUAUCAAAAGUGACGAAAUUUAACUUAAAACGUAUUUGCAUAGCUAUGAAAAUGGUUGGAACUUUACAGUUAUUCGAUAUCAGCAAAGUUGUGACUAGGUUCCAAAAAAAAAUAUUAUUAAAAAUAAUUAUACUGCGGCGAGAAAUUUCUAAAUUUUUCUAUGUCGGAGGACAGUUUUAAUCCGACGCAUAUCAUUAUCUUCCCUCCAGGGUAUACUAUCAGAUAUUAUUAUCUUAUUAUAUUGCAUCAAUGAUAAUUUAUGUUUAUAAUAUUGAAUACUGAAUAUGUGAAGAGUAACACUCUUCGUAACUCAUAAGGAUAACUUAUUAGAAAAAAAGCCAUCAACAAUAGUUUUUGUUUGUUUUUUAUCUCUUUAUUUUAUUUUUAUUUUAAUUUCUUUUUUCUUUUUUCUUUUCUAUCCAAUAAACAAAAAGAUGCAAGUAUGCGAUUGCGUAUCUAUAAUUUGUUGGAUGUAUCGACGGUCCAAUCUUUGCAUCCUACAGUUUUGAAAUAUGAUUGAUCAAUUACAAGUACAUACCCCCUUAAUAGCUAAGCAAAAGAAAAACGUAUAUACUUACUAAUUAUUAUGUUAGAACUCUAAUUUUCAGCAUAGUACCCGUGUACAGAUCAUAUUAUGCUAUAUUAUUAUCUAGUUUUUCUAAACUACAUUACCCUUACUAUAAUUAUACAUACAUAUAUCGAGUAAUAUUAUCCGUACAUUUGUUUACGAGAUUGAGUAGGCGUCGAUCAGGAGUAUGAGAAACAAAAGGAACAAAAGAAAAAAAAAAUUUUCUUUAAGCAUUUUCAAAAUGUUCAUACUAUACUUAGCGACGAUAUCAUAUUUUACUACUCGUAUAAUUUAUAUCUGUAACUGAAUACGUUUUUUAUUAUUACUCUAUUCUGAUCAUACUUUUGGCUAUAAUCCACCAAUCAGUUUUUCUUGUGCUCCGCAAUAUUUGGGAUAUCAGUAACAUUGGCAUAUGUAUACUAAAUUUCCAUUGAUUAUUGAAACGUUAUAACUUAUGCAGACUAGAUACUGUCAUGAGGAAGGUCAGAAACGAUGCCUUAAACUAAUGGUUACGGCAGAUAGUUUUUCAUCUAACUAAAUUCCGACAAAGUAUAGUUUUAUAUUAAUUUUAUUAUUAUUAUUAUUAUUAUUAUUAUUAUUGUUAUCAUCAUCAUCAUCAUCGAAGUCAUCACUACCACCACCACCUUACCAUCAUCAUCAUCAUAUUAUUCUUAUUUUUAAUAUUAUUGUUAUUGUUAUUAUCAGUACUACUAUUGUUAUUGUUAUUAUUUUCAUUACUCAAGCUGCCCAAAAUGCCUUUGAACGAACAUUAAUAAUCUUACUAUUUUCUAAAGUACGCCUCAAGCACCAAGGACGAGUUUUGUACAGAUGAUUAGAAUAAUAUAAUUGGACAGGACUUGAGUAGAUGCAUCCUUCAUUCAGCAGGGUAUCGUCCUAAUUGAACGACGAAACUUGCAUUAUUUUUACAGUAACACCACUGGUUGUCUGUAGAACACAAAUCAAUGGAGUCUAGAGUUCAUUUCAAAAUAGUUUUUUGGUUUUUUUCCCCUUUUUUUCCUCAAUACGCGGUACCAAACGUGAACAGAAGCUAGUACAGUUGAAUAACUAGAGGAACCCAAUAAUUUCUUUUUUCUUCUUCAAUUUUUGGAAAUUUUUAAUAUUUGAAAAAAAAAGUUCCACGAAUUGAUAACUACUGUGUAAUUAAGUUUGGAGGCGUUCACCGGCAGUAGUAUCUUAUAUUUGAUGGUAGAUUUUUUAUUUGUACGAUAAUUAAUGUAAAUUGUGUGAAUUAUCACUUGUAGUUUUUAAAUGUAGUUUGUUUGUUUGAUUUUUUUUUGUUUUUUUUUUCUUUCUUCAUUCAGCCUCCGUUGAUGUACUAUAACAAUACUUCGUUGCAUUGUUUUGUGUAAAUUAUGUAAUUAUCAAAAUUGUGAAAAAAUUAAUUAUCUACACCUGCAUCGGUGAAAGAACCUGCGAUCUUCAAUUAGUUCGAAAAUGGAAGUAGUAGAAGAAAAACAAGGCUGGUGCUUCCGCGAUAAUUUAUCGUCGUUGUUAGAGCGCCGAUAUAUACCUAUAUAAAAGGCUUUUUGCUCAAUCUUUGCGUAGCUUGUUGUUGGUAUAUCGAGAAAAUAGAGGUGAAAGAUAUGGAAAAAAAAGUGCAAUAGUUGUUAAUAAUUUUAGAGCAAUUGCUUUCUAAGGAUAAUUACUCCCCCCCCCCCCCCCCCCCCCCCCUUAAUGUAUUUAUGUAAUCACAUAUUCACAUAUUUGACGAGAUGACAUAGGUAUAUCUCGAAACGCCCGUUAGCUGAAUGACGAUGCACGGAGUCAUAACUUUUUAUAUACAAACAGAUUUAUAAAAAAAAAAAGGAAAAAAAAACUUAAAAAAGGAAAAAAAAAUAAUAAACCCUGGAUUAUAAGGAUUUGAGAUAAUAUAUUGUACAAAAUUUUGUCAUAAAGUGUUUUUUAACGAAACGAGAGAGUUGGACAUAUACAUAUAGAUGAUUAACAAAUUGCCUUGAUUUGUAAAUAAAUCUAAAUUCUUGCUAAGAACUUUUAUUGAAUACUUUAGUAUGCUUCUCGUCUCGCAAAGUCUCGCUUUUUAUUUUGUUUUAUUUUUUUAUUUUGAAAUACACUUUUAUAAUACAAAAAAAUUAAAAAACAGAUAACAUUCAUGACUAUCUACGAUCAUUUAAUGACACUGCUAAUAUCGAUAACGAUAAUGACGAUGAUGUUAAUGAUAGUAAGAUUAAUAAUCAUAAUAUUAACAACAAUAAUGAUAAUGAUUGUGAUGAUGAUGAUGAUGUUAAUUAUAAUAAUAUAUCCAAGGGAGACAUUGCGAUUCGAGUACCAAUAGAAAAACAAAUGUAAUCUUUCCCACCCCUCCAAUAUGUCCGGUUUGCUCUGUGAUUCUGUGUUUAAUAAAAAAAAUAUAUAUAUUUGAUAAUCUUGAA
This is a messenger RNA of Athalia rosae (coleseed sawfly), 7033 nucleotides long. RefSeq names its product carboxy-terminal domain RNA polymerase II polypeptide A small phosphatase 1 (gene hzg). The coding region runs from base 873 to 1754 and encodes 293 amino acids. Lineage: Eukaryota; Metazoa; Arthropoda; Insecta; Hymenoptera; Athaliidae. The record is from RefSeq and is a predicted model, not a curated record. The transcript has 5 exons. Gene Ontology annotation, molecular function: RNA polymerase II CTD heptapeptide repeat phosphatase activity.